Drosophila virilis is the source of this 808-nucleotide messenger RNA. RefSeq lists its product as uncharacterized. NCBI's taxonomy places the organism in Eukaryota, Metazoa, Arthropoda, Insecta, Diptera, Drosophilidae. The record is from RefSeq and is a predicted model, not a curated record.
AGCCGUAGGCUGGCGGGACAAUGAAUGAAGGCACGACCUCGUAUGGUCGGGACCGUCUAAAAUUCGCACUAUACGUUUAUUUGAUAUCCCUGACCUGGCUGGUGAUAGCGCUGGUCCAAUGGUUGAUUAUCAACUUGUUGCCCAAUGUCGGUGACGUAUUCGCAAAACCAGAGAUAAGCUAUUGUUUCUUUACAGUAGGCAUACUAUUGGUAGUGGCAUUGAUACUUGUUAAUCAGCUGAACAAAAUUUGGUUAAAUUGGAUUCUAACUGCGCUAACCAUAGAGUUCGGGAUCCUUGGUAUGGCUGCUCUGGUCAUUACAUCCUUGUGGCCGGAACUACUCCUGUGGACUUUCAUUUCUUCGCUGCUGAUCGUCCUUUGUAUUGUUGUUAAUAUUUAUUUGCCUUGCGAUCUUACCAAGAAUGGAUUCACACUGCAUAUUAUUUCCUGUGUCUUCUUUUUCGGAUCAAUGUUCAUACUCAUGAUGUACGUGAUAAUAGCCUCGUCGUAUUUCAGUGUCAUAUUUCAAAUCCUGGUCAGCUGUAUCGUCAUUAUGUUUGUGGUGCACAACGCUCAGGCCAUUUCUGGUGCACGUUUUGCGGAGCUAGUCCCCGUAGAUUUUCUUCUGCCCAGCGUCGCCUUCUUCUAUCAUUUUGUCGUGCUAUUUCUGCUUUCAUUUUCUGCGCACCAGUACAAGUUCGGCACGUGGACAAUGGUUGCGAUCGGAUGGCUCAAUCCAUCUCUGUUGAAGGAGAAUGAGGAAAGUUAACCAGCACUAGAGGAAUCCUUGUCAAGCAAAUUAUCUGUUAU